Molecule: messenger RNA, 2361 nt
Organism: Aspergillus clavatus NRRL 1
Lineage: Eukaryota; Fungi; Ascomycota; Eurotiomycetes; Eurotiales; Aspergillaceae
Product: transcription factor domain-containing protein
Exons: 3
Coding region: 1-2361 (786 amino acids)
Biological process (GO): regulation of transcription by RNA polymerase II; DNA-templated transcription
Cellular component (GO): chromatin
Molecular function (GO): RNA polymerase II cis-regulatory region sequence-specific DNA binding; zinc ion binding; DNA-binding transcription factor activity, RNA polymerase II-specific
Source: RefSeq, a predicted model, not a curated record
AUGGUCAAAGCGGCUCGAUCUUUCCAGUGUCAGCGAUGCUCUCGCGCAUUUGCCCGUUUAGAGCAUCUCCAGCGCCAUGAUCGGUCGCACACCAAGGAAAAGCCAUACAUUUGCGAUCAAUGUCCCAAGUCAUUCACUCGCCAAGAUCUCUUGGCUCGACAUCAGCGCCUGUCCCACAGUCCUUCAUCCAACGACAACAGCAACGUCAACACCAACAAUGCCAACGACACAACUCCGCAAUCAGUCCCUACUGACCAUGUGUUGGACGGGUUAAAUAUCCUUGCCUCAGCGGUCGCGGAUCGGUCCGUGUCCACUCCUCAUGGGCCUCAACCCCAGGGACCGGCCCAGCAUCCACUCUCGGCCAGCCAAGGCUCGUCCUUUACUUCCGUGUUGCCGGCAGCCGCGGAUCAGACAACGCUGGCCGGCCAUAAUUUACGGCUUGCCGCCCAGGGCACAGCAGAUGCUACGACUUCUACCACUACUACGGCCUUUGCCGAAUCUCUAUCAGGGUACGCGGCUGCCAAUGCUUACGACGGCGACGACUUUACCUCCUUUCUAGACAGUAUUCCGCUGCCCAGCCACCCAUACUCCCCAACAUAUCAACCACUGCCCCUGUUUCCAGGGUGGCCGUUGGACCCGACCGCCGGCUACGACGGAACCGCCGCAACGGAGGGAAACGCAAAGCAGUCGAGGCCGGUGCUCCCCCGUCAUGGCACCCAAUUGCCCUCUCUUCAACCCGAAGAGUCCGAUGCGGCCUAUCAAAGGGCACGGCCGCCCAGGAUUGCCACCAUCUCGGUCACCGCACAAUGCCGCAAUCGAAUCGCUGCGUUGCUCGCAGACUACUCCAAUGUUCUCCCGAACGCCUUCCUCCUGUCGCGACACGCCUUGUCGCGAUGUCUCACGGGCUAUCUGACCGGGUACCAUGACCACUACCCAUUCAUCCACAUCCCUACCCUGGACAUUGACCGGUUGAGUCUGCCGCUUUUUCUGUCCAUGGCCGCAUUGGGGGCGCGAUACUGCCGCGAACCGGACACCAGCUCGAGUCUCUACCACAUCGCCCGAACCGUCACGCUGGAACACAUUCGGAGGAGGUACCAGUUUCCCACAGCCGAGGACGACUCGGAGAAGCUCAGACUCGCCAAUCCCCCGACUCCCGAAAACCAGGACUUACUCGAAACCAUCCAGGCGUUACUGCUGCUCCACUCCGUCGCGUCAUGGUUCAAGCGCGACCCGGCUUACUCAGAGUCCCUCUCGAUCCGCAGCGUCACGGAGACGCUGCUGCGGAUGGGAGGGUUGAACGAAUUACCGGAGCAGGACGGCUCCUGGAAGAGCUGGGUGCGCCGGGAGUGCGUGAAGCGGACCAUCCUGACCGUCUUCUGCUUCCUCAACAUCCUCACCAUCGUUUUCGACCUGCCACCCAUGAUUCUCGCCGAGGAAUUUAGUCUGGAUCUGCCAUGCACGGAGAAGGAAUGGCAGGCUGCGAGGGCCAGCGCCUGGCUGCAGGAACGACGCCAAGUCCAACCGGAGCCCAAGCUCCAGGACGCGCUGUCGUCGCUGUUCGCCCCGGCGCCAGCGGCCAAAGCACACCUGGAAAGCUUCUCUUCCCUCGGCGGAUAUGUGCUGAUCCACGCCAUCCUCCAGGACAUCUGGCUCCUGCAGAAAGCCCGCCGACUGCGCCUGGCGCGCAACCGCUCGCUCUCCACGACGGAAACGCUCUCGCUCGAACAAGCGCUCGAACACUGGUGCCAAUGCUGGGAGCGCAACCAGGAAUCUUCCAUCGACCCGUUCAACCCGCAUGGUCCCCUCUCCUUCACCUCCACCGCCCUCCUCCGUCUCGCCUACAUCCGCCUCAACGCCGACUUCACCGCCGCCCGGCAGCUCCAGACCUGGAACCCGGACCGGAUCGCGCGGUCGCUCCGGGAGAAUCUGUGCGUGCAGCGCGGGGACCGGCUGACGCGGGCGGCGCUCCAUUGUGCCCAUGCGCUCAGCACGCCCAUCAAGCUGGGCAUCAACUACGUCGCCCACACGCAGGUGGUCUCCUGGUCGAACCAGUAUGCGUUGUGUUCGCUGGAGUGUGCGGUGCUGCUGGCAAAAUGGCUCGAGGCGGCGACGGAGGCGAACCCGGUGCCCGCGCUGACGGAGCAGGAGAGCAAGCUGCUGGAGUUUGUCAUCGAGAUGGUGAUGGAGACACAGCACGGGGUGACUCGGGAGUGGUUAUUGGGGAACAAUGCCCGGCUGAGCGCGAUUGUCACUCGUCUCUGGGCGCGGCUGUUCACGGCGGAUUAUAUCUGGGAGCUGGUGAAUCUCAUCGGACGGUCACUGGGUCGCUAUGCGGACCUUCUGGACGGCGAUAUGACGUGA